AUGCCGCUGAUACGAAUUGAAGUAUGCAACUUUAAAUCAUACCGAGGCCAUCAAAUUAUUGGACCCUUUAAAAAUUUUACGUCUGUCAUUGGCCCGAAUGGCGCCGGAAAGUCAAACCUCAUGGAUGCCAUCUCCUUCGUGCUUGGUGUCAAGAGCGCACAACUUCGGAGCAGCCAGCUCAAGGAUCUUAUCUACCGUGGCAGGAGAUUGGCCAGACAAGGGGAAGGCGGUGAUGAGGUUAUCGACGAUCCUGAGUCUGACGGGGAGGAUCAAGGAGAAGGUUCUGCUACCAAAGCCUGGGUUCUGGCUGUCUACGAGGAAACUGGAGGGACCCAAUACCACUUUCAGCGAACGCAAGUGUUUAUAGAGUUGUAUCCAGUCUCUUUAUUUAUACAUCUUUUUCGUAGGAUAUCGACCGCAGGGGGAAGUGAAUACCGUCUCAAUAAUAGAGUCGUCACAUACCAAGCAUAUAACCAAACCCUUGAGAAACACAAUAUUCUGGUGAAAGCCAAAAAUUUCCUCGUAUUUCAGGGGGAUGUUGAAGCGGUAGCAUCUCAGUCACCCAAGGAUUUGACGCGCCUCAUCGAGCAAAUCAGCGGAUCACUGGAGCUCUCCGCAGAUUACGAUCGAACAAAAGCUGCCCAGGAUCGUGCGACGGAGAGUGCUACUUUCAGUUACACAAAACGCCGUGGUAUUGCUGGUGAAAUCAAGCAGUUUAAGGAACAAAAAGCUGAGGCUGAGCGCUUCGAAAGGAAAUGCAAGGAACGAGACUCACAAAUCAUCAAUCGUUUUCUUUGGAGACUAUUUCACAUUGAAGAGAACAUCAAUAAAAAUACGGCAACGAUCAAAGGCAAGAGCAAGGAAAUUUCCGGACUCAAAAAAGAACAGGCACAGUCUCCAUCCGAACUUCUGGGUUUCUCAAUAUUCACGCCUCAGAUUCUUUCCAGGAAAAGUACAACUCACGGCUGGAUCAUCAAGACUACUGAAAAGUUACUUGAGGGUAAGAACCCCGGUCUCGUCGCUGUCGACACCCAAAUAGCGCACACGCAACGGAAGAUCGCCAAGGCGAAGGAAAUGUCCACCACGGUUGCGAAGGAAGUACUUGAACAAGAGAAAUCUCUCACUCGCCUGAGUGAUGACCUUGAGACAGUUAGAAAAGCGGCAACAGAGGCGGAAGAGGAGCAACGCCGAGCCACUCAGAAGGGUCUGGCCCUUUCUGAAGAGACCCUUUCUGAGUAUCGCUCGCUGAAGGCGAAAGCUGCAACUGAGGCCGUCAAUGAACGCCAACAAAUAGAAUCAUUGACCCGAGAUGAGAAGGCCCAAUCUCGCAAUUUGGCGACCCUUGAGUAUAAAAGGGAUCAACUAAAGACUCAACGUGAGAAACUCAACCUCGACGUGGAGUCUACAAAAGCCGUCAAAAAUGAGAGUGAGGAGAAGGUCGCCAAUUUGCAACAAGAACUGGCGCAAGUUCGGCAGGAGCUUCGAAAUCAUGAAUCGGAGAAACGCCGAAUAACACAACUCGAGAGGGAAGUAAACGAAAAGCUGGCGGAUUGUCACCGGAAACUCCUUGCAGCGGAUGUGGAUCGUAAGGAAACCGAGCGGGAGGCAAAAUUAAAGGAAACUUUCUCUGCCCUCCAGAAGCUGUUCCCAGGAGUCCGAGGUCGAGUCGUGGACCUUUGUAAACCAACUUCGCGCAAGUACGAGAUUGCCGUGUCUGUUAUUUUGGGUCGAAAUAUAGACGCCAUUGUCGUGGAUCACGAAAAAACAGCAAUAGAUUGUAUCGAGUACAUGCGUAAUCAGAGAGCGGGAAUAGCCACCUUCAUCCCGUUGGACACUAUUCAAAUCAAGCCCGUCAACGACAAAUUUCGAAGCAUUGCGAAAGGUGCGCGCCUUGCAGUGGAUGUGAUUCAGUUCGAUGCGUCGGUCGAGCGUGCUAUGCACCAUGCAUGCGGCAAUGCGUUGGUCUGUGAUACCAUGGACGUAGCGCGUUAUGUUGUUUAUGAGAAAGGCCAAGAAGUGAAAGCUGUUACACUGGAUGGUACCAUCAUUCACAAGAGCGGCCUUAUUACUGGAGGCAAGAGUACUCAUGGGAGCGGGAAGAAAUGGGAAGAAAAUGAAAUCCAAGGGGUCCGCCGAGCCCAAGAAACCUACCUCUCACAAUUAAGGGAACUCCAGAAGGCGAAACCCCGUGGCCAGGUUGAGGAGAACCUUACAAGAGAGCUGUCACGCCUGGAAUCAACCUUAGCAAUAGCUCGAGACGACCAUAACGCGAACAAAACACGCCUGACUGGGCUACAAAGUGAGCUUAGACACAUCGAGAAAGAGCUGGCGUCGUCGAAUCCAGAACACGAGGCUAUAACUUCUGCCUUGGCAGAAUUACGAACCAAGAUGGCAUCGUUUCAGCAAGUCAUUGAUGCUGCAGAUGACAAAAUCUUUGCUUCAUUUUGUCGUACUAUUAAAGUGAAAACCAUCCGCGAAUACGAGGAGCGACAGCUUAGAGCUAUGCAAGAAGGAGGCGACAUCCGCAUGCGCUUCAGAAGAGUUUCCUUUGACGAAGCACAACUUCAGGCAACCAGGGACAGAUUAACGGCGCUUCAGAAGAUCGUCGAGAGCGAUCAAGAUGUGCUACAGAAACUGGUUGAGAAAAAAUCUGCGGUAGAGCAAGAGAUCGAGUCUUUAAAAUCUGAAAUCGGGGAUCACAAGUCCACUUUGAAAAACUUAUCGGGCGAAUUUGAACAAAGAACCAAAGCUCUCGAGGAGAACGAUGAGAUUGAAAGCUUGGCGUCAGAAAGAUUCCAGAUCUAUCGCAAAUGUCGGCUGGAAGAGAUCGCUUUACCUCUCGAAGAGGGCAGCAGUCUCGAUGAUGUUCCGUUGGAAGAAGAUGUGGAUGAUGCGGCUAUGGAAGUGGAUGACGAUGGUUUGCGGCCGCGCCAGGUGCAAGACUACGGGAUUGAGGUUGACUUUGGAUCACUGGAUGAAUCUGACAAAGAGGAUGGGUCCGCUAGUCACGGAGCGGAGUUGGAUGCAGACAUAAGCAAAAUCAUCUCCGAAAUCGAGCAGAUGACUCCCAAUAUGAAGGCUAUGGCUCGGUUGGAUGACGUAGAAGCAAAGCUUAUCGACACUGACAAGGAAACAGAGAAAGCUCGCAAAGAAGUCAAAACAGCUCGGGACGAGUUCAAUGCAAUUAGGAAAAAGCGCACCGACCUCUUCAACAGAGCGUACUCGCAUAUUUCAGAUGGCAUUGACAAGGUUUACAAAGAUCUCACAAAGGGAAAAGCAGCUCCACUCGGUGGUGUAGCAUACUUGAACUUGGAGGAUACAGAGGUAAGUGGGACUACGUCGACGUCUGCCCAUGUUCAAUGUCCCCUGCUAGGAACCAUACCUGGCGGUGUCAAAUAUACUGCUAUGCCCCCAAUGAAACGGUUUAGGGAUAUGGAUCAGUUAUCUGGCGGAGAAAAAACAGUAGCAGCUCUAGCGCUGCUUUACCAACCCUCGCCAUUCUUCGUUCUGGACGAGGUUGACGCUGCUCUGGAUAACACAAAUGUCGCAAAGAUCGCCAAUUACAUACGUUCACAAGCCUCAGAAACUUUUCAAUUCAUAGUGAUCAGCUUGAAAGGCUCGCUAUACGAGCGGGGCAACUCGUUAGUUGGCAUAUAUCGCGACCAGGAUCUGAAUAGCUCCAAAACCAUGACUCUCGACCUCACCGUUUAUGCUGAGUAA
This is a messenger RNA of Cantharellus anzutake, 3720 nucleotides long. RefSeq names its product cohesin complex subunit psm1. Gene Ontology annotation, molecular function: DNA binding; ATP hydrolysis activity; protein binding. The transcript has 25 exons. Gene Ontology annotation, cellular component: nucleus; chromosome; cohesin complex. Gene Ontology annotation, biological process: sister chromatid cohesion. Bases 1 to 3720 code for a protein of 1239 amino acids. The record is from RefSeq and is a predicted model, not a curated record. Lineage: Eukaryota; Fungi; Basidiomycota; Agaricomycetes; Cantharellales; Hydnaceae.